GGAUUACAAGAACGUGAUGACGAAAGACGUUCUCUCUUUGCCCCAUCUACUGCGAGGAUGAAGACCAUUCUCAGCAAUCAGACUGUGGACAUUCCAGAGAAUGUCGAAAUCACUCUGAAGGGGCGCACAGUCAUUGUGAAGGGCCCCAGGGGGACUCUGCGGAGGGACUUCAAUCACAUCAACGUGGAGCUGAGUCUUCUUGGGAAGAAGAAGAAAAGGCUCCGGGUUGACAAAUGGUGGGGUAACAGAAAGGAACUGGCCACCGUCAGGACCAUCUGCAGUCAUGUUCAGAACAUGAUCAAGGGUGUCACGCUGGGCUUCCGAUACAAGAUGCGGUCUGUGUACGCUCACUUCCCCAUCAACGUCGUCAUCCAGGAGAAUGGCUCUUUGGUUGAAAUCCGAAAUUUCUUGGGUGAAAAAUACAUCCGCAGGGUUCGGAUGAGGACAGGUGUGGCUUGUUCUGUCUCUCAAGCCCAGAAGGAUGAGUUAAUCCUUGAAGGAAAUGACAUUGAACUUGUUUCAAAUUCAGCUGCCCUGAUUCAGCAAGCCACAACAGUUAAAAACAAGGAUAUCAGGAAGUUUUUGGACGGCAUCUAUGUGUCUGAGAAGGGAACUGUGCAGCAGGCUGACGAGUGAGGAGGCCUCAGUUCCUGGCCCCAGAAACGAGAUCCUGACCACAUGAACAAUUUGGGCUCUUUUGGGAGAAUAAAAGACUUAUAUAUUGA
Molecule: messenger RNA, 725 nt
Organism: Mus musculus (house mouse)
Lineage: Eukaryota; Metazoa; Chordata; Mammalia; Rodentia; Muridae
Gene: Rpl9
Product: ribosomal protein L9
Exons: 8
Coding region: 58-636 (192 amino acids)
Biological process (GO): translation
Cellular component (GO): ribosome; cytoplasm
Molecular function (GO): rRNA binding; structural constituent of ribosome
Source: RefSeq, marked validated